Messenger RNA from Penicillium maclennaniae, 1959 nucleotides. RefSeq lists its product as uncharacterized. NCBI's taxonomy places the organism in Eukaryota, Fungi, Ascomycota, Eurotiomycetes, Eurotiales, Aspergillaceae. The record is from RefSeq and is a predicted model, not a curated record. Bases 1 to 1959 code for a protein of 652 amino acids. The transcript has a single exon.
AUGCGGUUUACACGCUCUUUUCUAACGAGCACUUUGCUCCUGGCAAGUGUUUCGGCCGCUAAUGCUGUCAUCACCUUGACCAAAACCAAUUGGCAUACCGUGUGUCCCUGCACUACCGCUCUUUUAUCCUCCCCCACUACCCCCAGCCUCUUGCAAUCCAACCCCGGACAGUCUGGAGAUUCUACCAACACGUUCGGCAACGACUCCGAAUCAAGCUCCGGCUCUGAGUCAGACUCGAGCUCAAUUUCAGGCUCAGGCUCAGGUUUUGGAUCUAGCAAUGGCUUCGGCUCAGGGCAGGAGUAUACUACUUCGACUGUAUUCACCUCCAAGAUCCACACUGUGACUGCUUGUCCGCCUUCUGUUACGGAUUGCCCAGCCACAGCAAAAACAACUUACGUGACCACUGAGACUAUCAUUGACUAUACCACUGUCUGCCCUGUCACUGAGUCUGCUACACAAAUCGUUGCUGCCACCGAGAUUGGUGAAACUUGGCCCACAAAGACAGCUACUAGUCUUGGAAAUGAUCGGUACACCACUUCUACGGUCUAUACCACCAGUGUGCAUACUGUGACCGCCUGCCCGUCCUCUGUUAAGAACUGCCCGGCGUCUGAGAAGACCACGUACGUGACUACGGAUACUAUUAUUGAUUACACCACUAUCUGUCCGGUGACUGCUACUCACACUGGCUCCGACUCUGUUGCUACCUCAACUGGCUCUACCUCCACCUCCAGCUCCACCUCCAGCUCCAACUCUAGCUCUGGCUCUGGCUCUGGCUCUGGCUCUGGCUCUGGCUCUGGCUCUGGCUCUGGCUCUGGCUCUGGCUCUGGCUCUGGCUCUGGCUCUGGCUCUGGCUCUGGCUCUGGCUCUGGCUCUGGCUCUGGCUCUGGCUCUGGCUCUGGCUCUGGCUCUGGCUCUGGCUCUGGCUCUGGCUCUGGCUCUAGCUCUGGCUCUGGCUCUGGCUCUGGCUCUAGCUCUGGCUCUGGCUCUGGCUCUGGCUCUGGCUCUGGCUCUAAUUCAAGUGCCUCGCACAUCUUCACUACUGGCACCUCUAUUUCCUCAUCUCGUUCUGCCCAACAUACAAGUUCCAUUCUUGGGUCUGGGCAUGGUCAUGGUCACGGUCAUAGUCACAGUCAUCAUGGUUCAGGUGCCUCCAGCAGCAUCGACCACUCCAACUCGCCACGACCUUCGUCAACUCCCCUUCAGACUUUCACUACUGGCACCUCUACUUCCUCAUCUUAUUCUGCCCAACGUACAAGUUCCAUUCAUGGGUCUGGGCAUGGUCAUGGUCACGGUCAUAGUCACAGUCAUCAUGGUUCAGGUGCCUCCAGCAGCAUCGACCACUCCAACUCGCCACGACCUUCGUCAACUCCCCUUCAGACUUUCACUUCUGGCGCGUUCAUCUCGCCUUCUCGUUCUGUCCAACGUACAAGCUCGACUCCUGUCAUCAAGUCCAGCGCAUCCGCAUCCCCCUCUGCAACUCUUGAGCCGCUAGCCUUGUAUGUUCAGCAGGUCCAAGCAAAGCGGAGACGUCAGACCUACAAAAGCGCUAUACUUAUUGGCGCUGGCUCCAUCACAGCCAGCUGCGCCGAUGCAGACCGUUUCUAUCUCACUGGAGGGCAUCUCUACGAUGAUCAAUUACUAAUUGCUGCCGACAAGGACGCAUCAAGCGCGGCCUUUAAGGGAACCAGAAGCCCAGGGCCCAUUCGGGGCACCUUCGCCAUUACAGACAACACUCUCUCCUGGUCAAACUCGGAUUUCACCAAUAGCGCGGCCUCGUUCUGUGUCUCUAACAACACGGUCAUGGCUAUCUUCAGCGGUAAUACGCCUUCCGGCUGCACCCCCGUUACUAUUGCUGCCGUAAAGUACUGUACGUAUAUACCUUUCCCACUGAGCCAAUUGAAGAACCAAAAAUUGACAGAUAUUAGCCCAGAUGUGCCCUGGAGGCGAUGCGACAACUAG